CUGUCUGUCUGUCUGUCUGUCUCUCUCUCGCCGCCAUUUGAAGUCUCUCCUCGUGUGCGCGCUCCCGCCUGUCUACCGCUCCCCCGAAACGCUGAGGCCAGUUUACACACACACACGCACACACACUCUCUCUCUCUCACACAGCCCAGAUUUUUCCAGCGCAGUUGGGGAAGAGAAGAUGGUGGAGGAGCUCCGUCUGUGUCCGUCCCCCUGCUCCUCCUCGCCGGGCUGAGAGCAGAGCGCCGUGCGGCUCGGGGUGGUGGGCUCCGCGGAGGGGGCGACAAACACGCCAACUAACGGACGGAAGAGGCGCAGAAGCGGCUCUGCGCGCGCGCGUGCCGCCUGGCACUGACAUGCCAACAGAGAGAGAGAGACAGACAGAGAGACAGACAGACAGCGAGAGAGAGACACGACAAAACCGCUCCAGCAGGGCAGCCGCUCACUAACUCCCUCACUGCGAGCCGCCUCUCGGGGAUUUAACGCCAGCGGGUCUCCUGUUUCUCCGCUGUGUGUAACGGCUGGACGGAGGAGGUGGAGGAGGAGGCCGUUAUUAUGGAGGAGCUGCGCCGGGCUGAGCUGCUUCUCCUCCGCGUGGCGUUCCGAGCCGCCGCCGCCGCCGCUGCCCAGCCGACCGACGGCCUGAACUUCACCGUGGAAAACAUGAGCUACCGCUGCCGGAUUAAACUCCCCACCGCCCGGCGGUCUCCGAGCGUUUAAGGAGGCCAGCCGACUGUUUGUGCUCACUAAGCCAUAAAAGGAGUGCGGGAGGAGGAGAGGAGGAGAGGAGGAGGUAAAGAAGGGAAAUAAGUUGUUUUUUCCUCACUUGCUCCGGUUCUCACAGCAUGUUUGGGGCUGACGUUAAUCUGCUCCGGUUUUCAGUUAUUUUGGUAUCGUGUGUGUGUGUGUGAGAGUGUGUGUGUGUGUGUGAGUGUGUGUGAGCCAGAUGUGAACAGCCGUGUUGUGGCUACUCGCUAAAGGGAACGUCACUUUAGCACUUUUACGGCUGUUUUUAUGCUAUUUUCGUCGAAGUCGUCAGGCUGCCGUGCGAUGUUUUGAGCGCGGGGACGCGGAGGGGUGAUAUCCGGAUUGGGAGUUCAGGAAAGGACGGGGCUCCUCCAUGGGAAUAGGCCCAACAUGCCCCUCUCCACAGCGCGGGCAUGAGGGGCUAAAUGGGCUCCGGUGGGUAGAAAAAGGGGAAAAAACUACCACAAUGUCUUAAAAACAGCCUCGCUGCUCGUGUGAAGUGCUAAAGAAGCUGGAAUAGUUCCCGUGUGAGGGGAAGUAUUUGACGUUAGGGAGUUUGGAAACCGUCUGUUUGGAGUUGACGUGCUCGAAAAUGGGGGGUGGUGUUGUUGUAAACUCCAUUUUUCGUUUCCCUUAAACUCGUAACUCACCAGGCCUCGUUUUAAUGAACGAGGAACAUAAAAAACAUGCAGCGACUGGAAGCAGCUGCAGGUAGAAAAGGGCGUCUGUCAUCUGUAAAUAUGGAGAUUGUAGUUGUUUUCACUGACUUUGCAUGUAAAGGGAAAGGGAAUUUGUGACAUUGAGGGCCGAGGGAGGACUACAAAGAUUAAAAAAAGGAAAACAAGUCACUUUUGGGGUGCUAAAAGUAUUUCUUUGACCUGUAAUUGUGCGUAAGUGUGGAUUAGGAGUGAGUGUGUGGGCUUGAGGGCGAUGUGUUUUACUCAGAAGGCCGGAGCGGAUGAACGGCAUUUUCAGCCUUGGCAAGAGCAAAAGUACACACAAGUGCCUCAGAGCCUCGGAGCAUAAUGGGAUCUGAGUGCUGACGCAACCCGAGCCUGGAUAAUGAACUGCUCAAGAGUCUGAGACGGUCCAUCACAAGACCCAAGGGCUCAGAGGAGCACGGGAACACGUCUGCUCUUAGGCUGGGCUCAGAAACUGUGCUCUGUUUGCCUUCAACGCUCCAUCCGCCUUCAUCUUCUCUCCGCAAAGCAUCCCCGAGUGACAUGCGAUUAGACUAACCGGGCCCCAAGCUGACUUGUCAUGGCAUCUCCACGACAGCAGUGGGAGCGACCCACCCGGAGCACGGAGGUCAGCUGUGACAGCAAAGGAGGAGGUUUGACCGUACGGGUUAUGGACGCUCACCCGGAACCGGAGAACGGGGGCAAGGGUGCGGGCGAGGCGGGGCUGAUGGGAGCCCCCAAACCCUGCAAGUACAGCAUUUCGUCCAGCUGCAGCAGCUCAGGGGAGUCCGACGUCCGCAGGACCGUGACGACCAGCCUGCGCAGUCAGAGGGCCGUGCCGCAGCUGUUCGAGCGCUCGGCCGCGCAGUGCUGGGACCCCAAAUUUGACUCGGCCAUCCUGGAGGAGGCGUGCAGGGAGAGGUGCUUCCCGCAGACGCAGAGGCGCUUCCGCUACGUGCUCUUCUACCUGUUCACUGCCGCGAUCCUCUGGGGCAUCUACUUUGGGAUCAACGGCUCCCAGUGCGAUCUCGCAACCUUCUUGCUCCCGACGGCCAGCUUCCUGGUCCUGUGCCUCCUCCUGUUUUUCUUCACCUUCUCGCGGCCUUAUGUGCGGCUCUAUAACCAGGCCUCCCUGCUUCUCAUCAUUGUCACGUUUGGUGUCACGUUGGCGCCACAGACGCAGACGGCCAGCUUCUUUCACUAUGAGUGGCAGCGGGAGGGCAACAGGACUCUGACGCCGCCUGAUCCCGCUCCAUGUAUCUCGCCAGUAGGAACUUUUUCUCUGUGCAUGGAGGUGCUGCUCCUGCUCUACAGCAUGCUCCACCUGAGACUGUACGCCUCUGUUCUGCUGGGGCUCCUAUACUCGGUUCUGUUUGAGACCCUUGGUUGGCUUCACCUGACACAGGUAGAAGCCAACGGGUCCUUGUUGUGGCUGGCACCGGGCAAAGUCCUCCUCCAUCUGUGCGCCCAUGUGAUUGGCAUGCACCUGUUCAUCAUGUCAGAGGUGCGCUCACGCAGCACCUUCCUGAAGGUGGGCCAGGCCAUCAUGCAUGGGAAGGAGCUGGAGGUUGAGAAGGCACUCAAAGAGCGCAUGAUCCACUCCGUAAUGCCGCGCGUGGUGGCCGACGAGCUGAUGAAGCAGGGUGAUGACGAGAGCGAGAAUUCCGGCAAGCGCUACAGCACCACAGGGACUUGCCAGACGUCUGCCUCUGCUUGCCCAGCUUCAUCUUCCAGUCCUAAGAACAACAAGCGCAAGAAGACCUCCAUCCCACGUGGGCAGAUCAUCUUCCGGCCCUUCAACAUGAAGCGCAUGGAGCCUGUCAGCAUCCUGUUUGCUGACAUUGUAGGCUUCACCAAGAUGAGCGCCAACAAGUCAGCGCAUGCUCUGGUGGGGCUCCUUAAUGACCUCUUUGGACGCUUCGACCGCCUGUGCGAGCUGACGCGAUGCGAGAAGAUCAGCACGCUAGGUGACUGCUACUACUGCGUGGCCGGCUGCCCUGAGCCGCGUGAGGACCACGCCUACUGCUGCGUGGAGAUGGGCCUGGGUAUGAUCCAGGCCAUCGAGCAGUUCUGUCAGGAGACGCGUGAGACGGUGGACAUGCGCGUAGGCGUGCACACGGGAACAGUACUGUGCGGCAUCCUGGGCAUGAAACGCUUCAAGUUUGAUGUGUGGUCCAACGACGUCAACCUGGCCAACCUCAUGGAGCAGCUGGGCAUGGCCGGGAAGGUGCACCUUUCGGAGGCCACAGCCAGCUUUCUAGAUGACCGCUACGAGAGGGAGGACGGGAGGGUGCUGGAACGGGCAGGACAGACCGUCACAGAUCAGCUGAAAGGGUUAAAGACGUAUUUGAUCUCUGCGAGGAAAGUGGGCUCACAGUGUGGACAUUCUCAGAACUGGGAGCACCGGGACCGUCUGGGACGAGACAUCGGAGAAACACUCAGUCCAUCUCCACAUAUACACACCUCAGAACUCACCCACUCCGCCAUGGCAGAACACGUCAAGACUCCUUGCACACCCUCAGGUAUUGUGGUGGAUCCUGGUGGGAAUCCGAUGGCUGACGAGGCCACCCUGAACGGCUGCCAGGAUGAGCACAGGGCCAACAGCAGCAAGUUGCCAGCUGGACGGAGCCCCAAAGCCGUGAAUGGUCUGCUGAGCCCACUCUGCGAGGAAGGUGUGCGAGCCAGCCAGACGUCUCUGUGUGAGAUGCUGCAGAAGGAGAGGAGUCUUGGGGGAGGAGCAGGAGGAGGCAGCAGUGCUCCGGUGUCGAUGGGAGGAGCCACAGGAAUGGACCACUCAGCUCUCAUCCCGCUACGGACCAAAGGGUUCCGGGAGAAGAGUGACGGGCACUUCGUGGAUGUGAUCAAGGAGGACAGUUUGAUGAAGGAUUAUUUCUUCAAGCCACCGAUCAACAAGCUGAGUCUGAACUUCCUCGAGAAAUCUCUGGAGUCAGCCUACCGCACCAGCUACCAGCAAGAGGUGGUGAAUCAUGCCCCCGUGCAGACAUUUGCUAGUCCAGUCUUCAGCUCUCUGCUGGACGUCUUGCUGUCGUGUGCCGUUUUCCUCGCCCUCACACUCGCCUGCUUCCUGUAUCUGGUUACCAUGAAGACGCCACCUGCAAUCACAUAUGGCUUGGCGGCCGCCGCUGCUUUAUUAGAGCUCGUCUCUCUGGUUCUGUCCAUCCGUAUGACGUUCUAUCUGGAUGACGUGCUGAGCUGCACGCAGUCUCUGCUGAAGGUGGUCUCCGGCUGGGUCCCUCGUCAUGUGAUCGGCGCUGUGCUCGUCUCGCUUCCUGCCAUAUCGGUCUUCUCUCAUCUGGCCUACAGCCUCUACCUGCCCAACCAGGUAACAAUGUUCCUGUGCAGCGCCAUCAUCAUCGCCAUCAUCCAGUACUGCAAUUUCUGCCAGCUGAGCUUCUGGAUGCGCUCUGUUCUGGCCACUGCCACUGGAAUCUCUCUGAUCGCUGUGCUCUUCAGCAUCCCCAGUAGGCCGAGCCCCAGCGACAGCUUUCCAGUGACCGGGAACCUGAGCAAUAUAAGUAUUGAUGUGGAUUCCAGCCCGACUUCCACAGCACUGGAUCUGCUGAUUAGGGAGACACCACUGUCGUUCUUCUUGCUGCUUCUACUCGUCUGGUUCCUCAACCGCGAGUUUGAGGUCAGCUACCGUCUGCAUUACCAUGGCAAUGUGGAGGCUGACAAGCACCGCAUCAAGAUCCAGAACAUGCGAGACCAGGCAGACUGGUUACUGCGAAACAUCAUCCCUAUCCACGUAGCCGAGCAGCUGAAAGUCACGCAGAGCUACUCCAAGAACCAUGACAACGUUGGUGUGAUCUUUGCGAGCAUCGUGAACUUCAGCGAGUUCUAUGAGGAGAGCUACGAAGGUGGCAAGGAGUGUUACCGCGUGCUGAACGAGCUGAUCGGAGACUUUGACGAGCUCCUGCGCAAGCCCGCGUUCUCCAAUGUGGAGAAGAUAAAGACCAUCGGAGCCACCUACAUGGCGGCGUCUGGCUUGAACGGACGUCAGUGCCGCGAGCAGACGCACCCCCACGCCCACCUGUGCGCCCUCUUUGAGUUUGCGCUGGAGAUGAUGCGCGUGGUGGACGACUUCAACAAGAACAUGCUGGGCUUCCAGUUCAAGCUGAGAAUCGGCUUCAACCACGGCCCGCUGACUGCCGGGGUCAUCGGCACCACCAAGCUGCUUUAUGACAUCUGGGGUGACACGGUGAACAUCGCCAGCCGCAUGGACAGCACAGGCGUGGAGUGCCGCGUUCAGGUCAGCGAGGAGAGCCACUGCGUCCUCAGCGGGAUGAACUACGCGUUCGAUUACCGCGGCACUGUUAACGUUAAGGGGAAAGGCCAGAUGAGGACCUACCUGUACCCCAAACUUAACGAGAGCGGGCCGGGGUCCAAGCAAAAGCCGGCUGGCUCCUCAGAGCCUCAGGGCAAGGAAGAGGGCGUCGUUGAGGAGAGCAUCAGCAAACCCAGUGUAGCACUCGGCAUGGCCCCCAACACUAUACCCGCAUCACUGGCUGUAGCUGACCACCUUCGGUCCUCUUCUUCCACUAGUGCCUGUCGUAGCAACUGUGAGGUGCCACAGGGACCUAGCGUGGGCCCAUCUAAGUUGUCUGAGGAGUGGCACAAAGACCCUUUUAGAGACCCUGUGCUUACAGGCAAGGCUGAGGAGAGAUUCCCUGCUCCUCAUGCACCCACUUUGAGUGGCACACAGCCACCGUUAAUAGCACAGUUAAGCGCUCCGCUGGCCAGACCAGAGACACCUUUACGAGGGGAGGAAGAGGAGGAGGAAGAAGAGGCAAACGAGUAUUCGAGACUCCGAAUGGGGGAGAGGCUUUGAUCUGCCUCUGCAGCUGCUGAUCUUUACUGUCUGUCUGCCUCUUGCCUCUUUUUCCUCUCGUUUUUCUCUCUCUCUCGCUCUCUUUUCUGGGGUAAGAGGGUAUAAAUUACUGAGGUUCACCUCCUGAGGUGCCUUAAUAGUCACAUAUUAGAUGUAGGAGUCUACAGCGCAGCAGCCUGUUGGGCCUCCUGCUUAAAAGAACUUGACAACAGUGGAAAAAAGAAAUGUAAGCUUGUUCAGGGGGUUCGCUGUGUGGAUCACAGUCUGGCACAAAAUGGAACGCAGGAAAAUGGAGGGCAGCGAGUUUCAUUUUCGGAUGUUCUUGUUAUUUUGGUAAUGUGUUUUUCUUUUGUGUGUGUGUUUAUUAAGUGCCUUCAGGAUAAAUGAGUUAAAUGAACACGAUCGGUGAAAUUGAUGAACAAAUCAGAGACGAUGGAACAAUGUUAGCCUGCCGUUUUUAAAGAUUAUGAAAACGGACGUCUCUGUGGAUGGGUUUUUUUUUUUUUUUUUUUUAUGCAAUUUGUCAAUAUAUUACAAUUAUUUUUGCUGUACUCAUUUCUUAAUUUCAAAAAUAGUUAUUGUCCGAUUCGAGGUGCGACCUUGUGGACGAAAAGUGCCAGUUGCUAGUUUGUAAGCAGAAGUAUUCGAUGGUAGAUCAGGGGAAUAUAAUUGUUCGAUUGGAUCACUGCCCUUGGGCCUCGGGCGGUUGAUUCUUUCACAUCAGAGCACCGCAAAAGGCUUCGGAGAGUCGUUUUUGUUCGGAUUCCUGUUAAGACAUCAUCGGAUGUUCUCAGUUUGAGCUAUUCCUAUGGUUUUGGUUUUCGGCAGGUGGCUACUAGCUAGGAGGUGAGCACUAAGCAUAGGAAUGGCUGGGUUUGUGGUGAAAAAAGAUGAAAGGCAAAAGAUAUGAUAGCUGGAGAGAGAGGGAGAGAGCCCGUAUUAGCAUGUCUGGUAGCAAAGGGAUGCUCUUGAAUAACAUAAUGGAGAAGAAGGGCGGCGUAUCUGUCUGAAAUGCGUUGGCAUAUUAGACACAGCUAGCAGCAUGAACAAGGGUUGCUCCAGCUGUACGGAAGUUUAAACGUAGGCCGAAGCAUUUGCUAAGAUCAGGUUUACGCAAACGGGUUGCACCACAAAUGACUUCUUAUGCUGAACUUAGUAUCUACUAAAUAAUCCUAAUACCUCCCGAUAAGCAGAUGUAAGUGUUGAGGAACCAUCGGGAACCACAUAGAAAGCACAACAAAGACAAAAAAACAUGACCUUUUUGGUCAACUAAGCUUAAAACACUAACACUCCAUGCUGUGAUGUAACUUACAGAUCUGAUCAAUGUCCUGGCUUUAACUCCCAAUGGCUCAGUUCGUUGAGACUCAGCAGCUGCCGAAAGUCGCCGUUCCUUAAAGUCGCAAGGAAAUCUUAAAGCAUAAACAGACGCUGGCUGUAGGUAUUCAGUUUAGUUCAGUUCAGCUUGUGCACGUGGUUUAUAGAUGGUCCUGAACUUAAAGCGACGUAUGGAUUAUCUGUAACUAAGACCAACGGAGGAUUUGUGGUGCAACCAAGUCGAGUAGCAGGAUCGUUCGAAACUAACUAGGACUUGGGUCAAUUAGCUAAACUGGUGCAACCCAGUCCGUGGAAUUCCCAGCAAAUCCGCACUCCCAUGCCAAAUAUUAUGGGCGAUAAAAUCGCCAGACAAAUCUCACAAUUUGUGUUUUGUGUGACAUUUCAAAAAAGCCGCCAUUUGAUUUCUCGUCGGCUCUUUCUGCGUUCUCGUCGCAGCGCUAGCCUUACGUCACGUGAUGAUCUGCAGCAAUACGGUGGAACCCCUAAUUAAUAAAAGCUUCCGUCGCCAGCCCAACAGCCUUCAGCUCCAAAGCACAACGUUUCACUUAAGGGAAAUGCAGCAAAAGGAAUCGUAAGGGAUCGUAUUUUCUUUUCUUCCGACAGAAAAGCAUUUAUAAUCAUAUCCCAGUUAUUACUGUGAACGACUCUUGUGUAUUUUGUUCUAAGACGAUUUUUCUACAGAUUAUUUUUCGUAUCUCUUCUGAAGCGAGGCGUCCAGUCGAAUCGAGAGAACGUUCGGUUCCAGGACCAUUCGAGCUCCUGAAUCUUUUCGGUUUGUCCUGUUUCUCUUAACGCGUAGCCACAAAAAGUCACUCGAUUGUUUUCUCGCGCCGUGCCCUUAGCGUCUGAACUAUUCCAACCUUUUUUUUCUUGAUUUCUGCUCACAUAGUCGUGGCCUUGGUUGGGAAUGUUCUGCUGUACUGGUGAAUUAUUAAUGAAUUGUGCCACUUUAAUAGGGGUUGGUAUCUUUGGUGCAAUCGAGCCUUUUACGAAAAGGAAACACGUCGUCAAUGUUGAACAGAAUAUAUUGUAAUACAUUUUCAAUGGAUUUCCUUUUUGUUCGGCCAACUUUCAGUAGAAUUUUCUUUCUCUAGUGCCUCUAGUUUCUUUUUAGUGUGAGAAGGUGAUAAAUCGUAUGAGCCUUUAGUGAAAAUCUCAACCCCAUCUGUUGUAAGAGUCUCGCUUUCGCUCACUGUGGAAAAGACGAAGGGGUGCAUCCAGUGCCGGCCCCUAUCUUUCGGCCUCGGCCUCCGUUUAUGCUGGCUUUUUUCCCUGCGACUCGCUCUAGUUCUAGUUUGUCAUUGGGAACACUAGGGAAUAAUCUGUUGUAUGUGUAGUUGCGUGCAUUACAUUUCAGACAGAUAGCAACAACAAGGGGGGGGUAGGGUGCUCAGAUAGUCCUCACUUCCAGUUGGAAAUUUGGCAGGUUUCAUGUUAAUGUGGAGUGUAGUUGUGAGGCACUGCUGGCUUUUCACAAUGGACUCUUCAGAUCUGUGUAGUGCCAGUUAUUCGAAGCAGAGUCUUCUGAGUCCCCCCAGUUUUCUUUUUAUCUGUAGAAUUAGCAGUCUGGAACAAUGUAGUGCCUUUUUGCCAACCCUUCCUCAUCUACGACUGACAGAAGUUUGCCUGUAGCCUAUUUAGGUGUCUAUUACUUAAUACUUGUACUUCUUUGUUGUGCAUUUUAAUUCCAGACACCUUUUCUUUUCUUUUUUUUUGGAAAGAUAUUCAACACUGUGUAUCUUAAAACGUUGGGAUGGAUAAGGGAUAUUUUUUGCUAUUGAUUUUAUUGUACGGUGCACUGCUUUUCAACCACGCCACACUUAAGUCUGAGUACAGACGUUAUUAUUGUAUCACUCCAUGGGCAAAAAAAGAAAAAGGAAAAAAAAACAACGCAAGCUGACAGUAUUUAAACCUAAUUACUCAUGCAUAGUUAUAAUGUGUGUUUGAAUUUUUUUUUUUUUUUGAAGUAUCAAAUGAAUUUGUAUUUAUGAAUUUGCAUUAUGUGUAUGGAGUUAUUGUGCAGUCAUGGAGCCUGCUAUUAAGAAAAGAAAGGGGAAAAAAAGACCCGGCACACGUAAGGGCUCUUCUUCAGUGCGUAAAGGCGCGCCACCUUCACUCCAAACCCACCCGAACACAUAAGCUACGGUGCCGACACCCUGUGGAGACGGACGAGAAUUCAGCCCAAGUCUAAAAGUGCCCCCGUCUCAGUGCUGCUUAGAUGUUAUUUUACAAAAAAGAAGCACCACCAGAAAAAAUAGUCCAUUUUUUUUUUAUUCUUUUUUUUUUUUUAUUGCUGACGUCUCUCAUUAACUAUUAGUUAAUGUUGCAGUUCUUGUAGGGUCCUAGAAAGAAAUUCAGUGUUAUGAUUGCUUGGUGAAUCGUUUUCAGCAGCAGAGAGACUUAAAAAGGGAACUUUUUUCCCUUAAAAUUUCGGCGUAAUUCAGCUGAAAAGAUGUUUCAGUGGUUUGAUGUGAAAUGCGGUGUUGAGGAAGUGACUCUGAUUUCUUUACAGUUGAGAUGACGGGAACCAGGAGUCGUGAUGUCUACAACCAAAUUAUGGCCACUUUAUUUACAAAGGCGUCGCAGGAAAGGCUGUCCGAGCACUUAUUUCUAUCUCUUUGAACGAGAAGAGACUUGAAACCCGAAGGCCGAAUUACUGUUUCCGAAAUUCUAAGUAAAAUCAGACAAAAAUCUCAAAAUUUGGCUCAAUUAACGGCAAAGGUGUUUAGGUGUUCUUACUGCUCCUGCACAGAUCUGCGUAGGUUGCGGCUUAAAAAAAGCUCUUCUUUUACUUUAAGGCUGGGACUUUCCUGGCAAACAGACGCCGUGUUGAGCAUUUAAGGUUUUCCGAUUCAUUUUCCAACCAGGGAAUUGUCUCCUCCUCCUUUAUAAUUUCACUGUUACAGCAACCAGUGAACAGGCACACAUCUUCUGAGCCUUCAUUGUGUUGUUCUGGGGACGGUUUUGCCUUACAGCACCCUACACGUACCUCAGUGGAACAGUGUUUCAGGCUCCAGGCAGCAUAUUCACAACCAAUUCGCGCUAAAUGCUUUGGACAUCUGGUUCCUAUCGUGACCGCUGUGAACAAUUCUGACCUGAAAAGUGUCGCAUUUUACAUCCAACCGCUCUGAAUGACUCUGUGUACAUUAUAACGAAUAAAUCGUGCAGAAAUGCAGACACAUCGGUAUAAUUCCCCCUUUCCAAACACAAUUAUGCUGACACUGCUUUUACUGUACCCAGCUGUUUCAAGCCUCGUGGCACUCACUACUUCAUUUCAGUGUCCAUGUAAUCAAAGAAUGGGAAAUCUAUGUUGGCUGAGCUAAACAGUUGUAGAAAAUUUGUGCCUUUGUGUUUGAAACUUGAUGUAUCUGCGAUAAAUAUAAGUACAAAUCGAUCGAGUUUGGUGUGGUGCCAAAGGGGAAUUGUAAAGGAAAACAUGUGCCAUUGGAUGUACCUUUUAAUGAGUAUUAUAUUUGCUUGUGCCAACCGGGAGGGGGGCUGGGUUAUGUAUACCAAAGAGAUUGGAGCGAAAUUUGGACAGAAAUCUGUAGUUUGAUCUACACGGACAUGAUUUUUAUUUUACCAUCUGUCAAUAUUCUACCAUUGUGUAUUUUCAUGUAGUAUAUGUCACACAUUGAAUAUGAUUUCAGUUUUUUUGUGCACAUUUAUGCAUUUAAUCCAUACGUGAGCAUAAUCUGUAUACAUUUGCACAAUUCACUUUGUAUGUACAUAUCCAUAUGUAUUGUUUUAUUUGAAUUUUCAAAAUUGAAAAUACAUGUGCAUGUGCCAGAUUUUGAGAGCAGAAAAACAAUGAAUAAGGUAUUGUCACCGGUGUGUCGC
Messenger RNA from Pygocentrus nattereri (red-bellied piranha), 11448 nucleotides. RefSeq names its product adenylate cyclase 9 (gene adcy9a). Gene Ontology annotation, biological process: cyclic nucleotide biosynthetic process; intracellular signal transduction; adenylate cyclase-activating G protein-coupled receptor signaling pathway. The coding region runs from base 2005 to 6273 and encodes 1422 amino acids. The transcript is spliced from 10 exons. The record is from RefSeq and is a predicted model, not a curated record. Gene Ontology annotation, molecular function: adenylate cyclase activity. NCBI's taxonomy places the organism in Eukaryota, Metazoa, Chordata, Actinopteri, Characiformes, Serrasalmidae.